GAGAAAAGCAGUGAGUAUUUAUUGUACUCUGAUGGCACUGGGAAAAGCGUACUCUUGUGGUGGUCGUGGACCAAAUUGUGGGAAUUCCAAUAAUCACACUUAGUACCUUACCUCUAUCACUGUCAGACCUCUACUGUCUCAAAUAUUUCAGCAAAUCCCUGUAUAUGUGUACAGCGUAACUAAGGCUUCUACUGGAUAUAGAAAUGAGUAAGGACUCGAAAAUUGAGGAAAUCCAAUCACCCGCCGUGGUUCAGAAUUCAACACAGUCGAAAGAAAUUCCUAUACUAAUCGAGCAAAACAGCUCGCAGUCCUCUACGUACUCUGUGGCGUCAGUUGCUGCUGUUAUUCUCGCUGGUUCAAUAGCACACUUAUUCCUCACCUGGGGUGGGUUCACAGGCCAAAAAGGAUGGGAUAAGCUCGUUGCAGUAGAGGAUUGGAUUGCGACGUUUUUUCAAAGUUGAUUUCUUCGCAGCUGCUGGCAACUGUGUCUCGUCAGAUCAGGAUAUUUCAUCAAUCGAAGCUACCUAGUAGACACCUGUUAUACCACGGAAAUUUUGGAUAUCCAUGUGAAGAGGUCCAAGGCACGCUCUAUUUUUCCAGAUUACUCCACCUUCGCCUCUUCCAAUUCUCUGUGAUUCUCAUGGUUAACUUCUGGCCAGUCGCACUCAUGGAAAUGUCCCGGCAACUUGGUAUAUAGCGAGCUGGUAAAUUUCUACCUCCAUCCUCAAUUGUAGACCCACCUGAGAAUGCUGCUUCCAGUUGGCUUCCGAAUCAUAGGUCUGACUUCCGGUGCCGCGUGAACAUGAUCAUAUAGGAUCAUUUGCAUACAUAGGUCAUAUACGGCAGAUAUUGACUCAUCAGUGUGCAUCCAAUGAUUGUCCUGAGUACAGGUUGAGAACAAAUGGGA
This is a messenger RNA of Lentinula edodes (shiitake mushroom), 907 nucleotides long. RefSeq lists its product as uncharacterized. NCBI's taxonomy places the organism in Eukaryota, Fungi, Basidiomycota, Agaricomycetes, Agaricales, Omphalotaceae. The coding region runs from base 204 to 461 and encodes 85 amino acids. The record is from RefSeq and is a predicted model, not a curated record. The transcript is spliced from 3 exons.